Messenger RNA from Galeopterus variegatus (Sunda flying lemur), 1764 nucleotides. RefSeq names its product family with sequence similarity 71, member B (gene GARIN3). The record is from RefSeq and is a predicted model, not a curated record. Gene Ontology annotation, cellular component: nucleus. The transcript has 2 exons. Bases 1 to 1764 code for a protein of 587 amino acids. Lineage: Eukaryota; Metazoa; Chordata; Mammalia; Dermoptera; Cynocephalidae.
AUGAGCAGUGAAUAUUUGUUACCUCAUUACACGGCCCGCAGCUACCGUUCAAUGGGUGUGUUCAGUACCUCCAUGGGGGACCUGCAACGACAACUGUACAAAGAAGGAGAGUAUGAAAUUUUCAAGUAUGCACCGAUGUUUGAGAGCGACUUUAUCCAGAUCACCAAAAAAGGAGAGGUGAUUGAUGUGCACAACCGUGUUGGAAUGGUGACUGUGGGCAUCACAUCCACCAGCCCCGUUCUCCCACUACCUGACGUCUUGCUGCUGGCUCGACCUAAAGUCUGUGAAGAGAAUGCCAGAUGCGGCAGGUCUGCCAAGGUGGGAGGUCGCAGGACUGCCAAGACUCUUGAGCUCACCAGACUGCUUCCCUUGAAGUUCGUCAAGAUCUCCAUCCACAAUCAUGAGAGACAGCAGCUGCGCCUGAAGCUUGCCACUGGCCGCAGUGUUUAUCUGCAGCUGUGUCCCUCUUCAGAUGCACGAGAAGACCUCUUCUCAUACUGGGAAAAACUUGUCUAUCUCCUGAGACCACCAGUGGAGAGUUCAAGCUGUUCCCCGACACUUAAAACUGGGGACUCAACCACAAAGGAUGACAAAAGCAUAGGGGCCACAUCAUUCCAUGGAGAAGGAGAUCAGGACGAGCCCGGGCUUCACAAGCCUGGUGAGGUAUCUAGAGCUAUGUCUUCUGCUUAUGCUGGGGGAGAGGGAAUCCAACAUGCCUCCUACGGGAUGCCUACUACCGCUUCUGUAGCCAUGACCACUUCAAGGUCUGCCAGAGGAGCAGCAGUAGCAGGGACAACAGCAGGCUCUGCAGCAGGCCUGGCAGUAUCAGGGACAGCAAGCCCUGCAACAAACAAGUCCGCAGGCCCAGGCCAAGUAACCGCGGCCCUGGCAGGAAUAGCCACCCAGGAUCCAGGAGAUAGCAGAGCCAGCAAGGCCCUGGCAGGUGCUGCCAGCAUAUCUUCAGAGGGUGUGAAUGUGGUCUUGGUGGGUGCUGCAAGCCCCUCCCUGGCAGGUGCCUCCACCACAACAGUGGAGACCACCAGUCUCUCCCCAGAAAGCAGCUUCAGUGUGGUGUUUGCAGGUGCUGUGGCCACUGGCACACCUGUUGUAGAAAGAGCUGAAGGACGAGUGGUGGGACCCCUCGUAUCAACCUUGCAGAGCGAAGGCUACAUGUGUGAACGGGAUGGGAGCCAAAAGGUGUCCCAACCUGGUGCUGAGGGCCGAAAAGAAAAAAAGGAAAGAAAAGAAAAGGACAGAAAUACCACUAGGAAGAGUUCCCGUCACCGCAGGACAGAUGAGAGUCACCACAGGACAGACAGGGACAACACUCGGAAAUCGUCCUCCCACCUGUCCUUAUCCAGCCAUGGAAACACAAGAGAUGACAAAAAAGAAAAAGGCCAGAGCAAAGUGAAGAAGGGCAGAGGACACAGCUCAUCUCGCAAAAGCUCCAGCCACAGCUCCACUGCAAAGGGGUCAAAGACAACUCACAAAUUGGGGAAGAGCCAAUCUUCGCUUAGUUCAGGCUCCAGAAGUAAGAAAUCCAGUAAAAUCAGCUCUUUUUGGAGGAGCUUCAGAGCCACUCCUAGUUCCAAAACAGCGGUCAUACCACACGACAGAGAGGUAGACAUUGUGGCUAAGAUGGUGGAGAAACACAACAUAGAGACCAAGGUGGAGAAAUCUCAUGGUGGCCAGGAACUGGGGGUCACUGGCACCAUGACGUCCGAGAAGCUGGAGACGAUAAUCUUUGAAACCAAAUCCACUUAA